AUGUGGGAGCCAAUAGAGCAAAGGCUGGCUCCAUCCUGUACAGUCUUGCGGAUGCAAGAUCCGAGAUGCAACAAGCCGCAGAACAAGAGGACGAGCAAAUCUGGCUCGUGCCGGAAAGUUUCACGAAUUCGAAAAACCAAACCGCCCGAGAAGCAAAGAAACCCCAAUUUUGCGUCACAAAUCAACCCUGCUAGUGAUUUUCAUGAAUCUCCGGAUCAAAUAUUCCCCGGAAUUAUUAUGCAAGAGAAUUCUCAACAUACUGAGAGCCAAAUGGAACUCAGUAUAGCACACGAGGAACUUCAGGCUACGCAGGAGAUUUUCACAUAUGAGAAUCCUUUGCCCGUCAACAGAACACAAGAUUUGCAGCUACCCCGUGAUGCUUCCCGAAAUGUUUCCCGAUCAGACAUCUGCUAUGACCCGAGACCCCAGCACUCACACACUUCUUACGAGUAUCGAGGAAAUAUGGUAUCGAGUGAAAAGGACCAACCCCAGACUUCGCGUGAGAUGGUGUCUGAUGGGCUUACCAGCCUUGAUUCGACCUUUCAUGAGUCCACAGGCUUCUCCUCGAAUGCCCACGGCCAGGCUGUCGAACCAUCUUUAGCCCUUGGGAAUAUGGCGUCCCCUGAAUUCGAUGAGCUCAUUCGUCUUAACAUGCACCAGGGCGGCGUCCCAGUGCCAGAUGUAUUCCUGGAUUUCCACAACCCUACGGGCUUCUCGAAUGCCCACGGCCAGGCUGUCGAACCAUCUCUAGCCCUUGGGAAUAUGGCGUCCCCUGAAUUCGAUGAGCUCAUUCGUCUCAACAUGCACCAGGGCGGCGUCCCAGUGCCAGAUGUAACACUGGGUUUCCACAAUCCUACGGGCUUCUCGAAUACCCACGGCCAGGCUGUCGAACCAUCUUUAGCCCUUGGGAAUAUGGCGUCCCCUGAAUUCGAUGAGCUCAUUCGUCUUAACAUGCACCAGGGCGGCGUCCCAGUGCCAGAUGUAACACUGGGUUUCCACAAUCCUACGGGCUUCUCGAAUACCCACGGCCAGGCUGUCGAACCAUCUCUAGCUCCUGGGAAUAUGCCGUCCCCUGAACUCGAUGAGCUCAUUCGUCUUAACAUGCACCAGAGCGGCGCCCUAGUGCAAGAUACAUCGGUGCGCUUUCACAAUCCGACGAACAUUGCUUUCCCCAUUCCCCAUAGCCAAACAAUUGAAAACCCCAGCCCAUCAACCGAGCCGAUUAUAUGUAGCGCCUAA
Molecule: messenger RNA, 1239 nt
Organism: Penicillium angulare
Lineage: Eukaryota; Fungi; Ascomycota; Eurotiomycetes; Eurotiales; Aspergillaceae
Exons: 1
Coding region: 1-1239 (412 amino acids)
Source: RefSeq, a predicted model, not a curated record